AUGGGUCAAGCUUUUCGUAAGCUAUUCGAUUCUUUCUUCGGCAAUCAAGAAAUGAGGGUCGUUAUGUUGGGGCUGGAUGCAGCUGGCAAAACAACUAUUCUCUACAAACUUCACAUUGGAGAAGUUUUGUCAACUGUUCCCACCAUUGGAUUCAAUGUGGAGAAAGUUCAGUACAAGAAUGUGAUGUUCACAGUUUGGGAUGUCGGUGGCCAAGAGAAACUAAGACCUCUUUGGAGGCAUUACUUCAAUAACACUGAUGGACUUAUAUACGUGGUGGAUUCCUUAGACCGAGAGAGGAUUGGGAAAGCAAAGCAAGAGUUUCAGGAGAUUAUAAAAGACCCAUUCAUGCUCAACAGUAUCAUUCUGGUGUUUGCAAACAAACAAGACAUGAGAGGAGCCAUGUCACCGAGAGAAGUAUGCGAAGGGUUAGGUUUAUUUGAUCUCAAGAACAGGAAAUGGCACAUACAAGGAACUUGUGCUCUUCGUGGAGACGGGCUUUACGAAGGCUUGGAUUGGUUAUCAUCGACGCUUAAGGAUGUUAAAGCCGCUGGAUUCACAUCGGUUGGCCCCUCGUUUUAA
This is a messenger RNA of Arabis nemorensis, 579 nucleotides long. NCBI's taxonomy places the organism in Eukaryota, Viridiplantae, Streptophyta, Magnoliopsida, Brassicales, Brassicaceae. The record is from the annotation of a GenBank genome assembly.